Pelobates cultripes (western spadefoot toad) is the source of this 1253-nucleotide messenger RNA. NCBI's taxonomy places the organism in Eukaryota, Metazoa, Chordata, Amphibia, Anura, Pelobatidae. The record is from the annotation of a GenBank genome assembly.
GUCCAUUGAACAUACUGCUAGAUGUGGGGAGACGAGAAUCGGCUUUGGAUCUCUUUAUAUUUUUCACCUCUUGGAGCCACAAGUUGACUGUUGUCAUUGGACAAGCAAUGGGACCUGUUCGGAGUUUGUUCCCGUCAUUCAUUUUCCUCUUGUGCUGCUCAUUCAGAGAGGGGUCAAGCUCCUCCUUUCCCAGUUUCAUUGUGUCAGAUACAUCUCUUACUCACCUAGCCGUGCACAGGGACACUGGAGAUGUCUACGUUGGGGCAGUAAAUAGAGUAUACCGGCUUUCAGACAAUUUGACAGAACUCCGUUCACAUUUGACUGGCCCUAUUGAAGAUAACACCCGCUGCUACCCCCCACCAAGUGUUCGUGCCUGUGCCCACAAGCUUUCUUUGUCUGACAAUGUAAACAGACUUCUUCUUAUAGACUACACAGGGCAACGUGUGGUUGCCUGUGGCAGUGUAUGGCAAGGAAUUUGCCAAUUCCUUCGACUCGAUGAUCUCUUCAAAUUGGGUGAGCCUCAUCAUCGCAAGGAGCACUACCUGUCAGGAGCUCGUGAGCCUGACUCCAUGGCUGGCGUUAUUGUCGAGCAAGAUCACGAGCAGAGUAAACUUUUCAUUGGCACAUCCAUUGAUGGCAAGUCUGAGUAUUUCCCCACUUUAUCUAGUCGCAAGCUUGUAAGAGAUGUGGAGAACUCAGAGAUGUUUCGUUUAGUGUACCAGGAUGAAUUUGUUUCCUCCCAGAUCAAAGUCCCCUCUGACACACUUUCCCUUCACCCCUCUUUUGAUAUUUAUUAUGUGUAUGGCUUUGUUAGUGGUGGAUUUGUCUACUUCCUGACGCUUCAGCUGGACACUCAGCAGACAUUACUGGAUGCAACUGGUGAGAAGUUCUUCACGUCAAAGAUUGUGCGCAUGUGUUCGGGAGACCCAGAGUUUUACUCGUAUGUAGAGUUCCCUAUUGGCUGCAUGAAGGAUGGAGUGGAAUAUAGACUCAUCCAGAGUGCGUACCUCAGCCGACCGGGGCGAAAGCUGGCCCUGGAACUGGAGAUAGCGGAGGAUGAAGAAGUGCUGUACACAGUGUUCUCACAGGGGCAGAAAAACCGGUCAAAUCCUCCCCGGGAGUCUGUGCUUUGCCUUUUCACCCUCAGUCAGAUUAACAAACGCAUCAAGGAGCGUAUCCAAUCCUGCUACCGUGGAGAGGGGCGUCUGUCCCUGCCUUGGCUACUAAACAAAGAGCUUCACUGUAUCAAUACG